AUGAUCAAGCUAGAGAUUGUCGAGCAAGCCAACAGAGCGCUGGUUCAGUCACGGCCGCUCGUUGCUGUAUUUGUGGGUGCUGCCCAAGGCACUGGCGAGUAUGCACUGCGCGAGCUUGCGAAGACACAUGGUGUCGAUGGAAAGGGCCUUAACGCCUACUUGGUCGCUAGAAACGAAGAGCGAGCUGAGAAGAUUCUGGGACAAUGCAGAGACGUAUGCCCGAAUGGCCACUUCCACUACGUAAAGGCUGGCGACCUUUCACUCUUGCGGGAUGUUGAUGCUGUCUGCACGCGGCUUGAGACGGCGUUCAAGGAGGACAGACCAGGAGGCAAUGCGCCGAACAUCGAUAUUCUGUGCUUAACCCACAUCAUCUCCCGCUUCGGACCUCCGACCUACUUGAUCAAGGCUGAUGUCCUCGGCGCAGUCACCGACGAAGGCCUCGAGACCACCAUGUCUCUGCACUACUACUCUCGAAUGCGCUUCAUCACGAAUCUGCUUCUGUAUUUGACCACAUCAGAGCACACAGCGCAUAUCAUAUCCAUCUGCUCCGCCGGCGCUGAGAUUCUAUGGGGUACCUUCUAUCCGGACGAUCUCUCGCUUUCAAAAGAUCCGAAGGCGCACUACACCUACGUCAACUGUCGUGCGCAUACUACCCGCAUGAUGACCAUGUUCUUCGAGACUCUAGCGCAGCAACAUCGGGGCAAGCUGAGCCUAAUACACUCCUAUCCUGGUAUGGUCUUCGGGCCUACGCACUGGUCGUCAUUGCAGCCCAUCUGGUUCCAGAUCUUACAAAGGGUACUCUAUGCCGCUCGUUACUUCAUCGCAACGUCACCUGAAGAAAGUGGUCAGCGCACUGUCUUUUACGCCACUUCGCGAUACCCUGCUCGAAGUGGAAGCGGUCAAGCUAGCAGAGAUGUUGCGAUGAGUACAGAUCGAGUCGUCGGAGGCGGGUCUUACUCUUGCUGGUCUGGGAAUGAUGAUAUCAAUGUUGAAAAGGCGUACACGGACUUGAAGAAGGAUGGGUUUCAAGCCAGAGUUUGGGAUCAUACGAACGAGGUGUUGGAGACGAUCUCGAAUGGGCAGCGCUUCAUCGAAUAG
Recurvomyces mirabilis is the source of this 1098-nucleotide messenger RNA. RefSeq lists its product as uncharacterized. The record is from RefSeq and is a predicted model, not a curated record. Lineage: Eukaryota; Fungi; Ascomycota; Dothideomycetes; Mycosphaerellales; Teratosphaeriaceae. The transcript has 2 exons. Bases 1 to 1098 code for a protein of 365 amino acids.